Messenger RNA from Gryllus bimaculatus (two-spotted cricket), 848 nucleotides. The record is from the annotation of a GenBank genome assembly. Lineage: Eukaryota; Metazoa; Arthropoda; Insecta; Orthoptera; Gryllidae.
CUUGGCAAGAAAAAGUUGUUGCCUUCUGAAGACGGUUGGUGUCAUUGCUUCAUACGAGAUUGUGCUGGGAGGGAUUGAAAAACGGUUUCGAGGUGUUUCACUGAACCAUGAGUUCUUGCGCAUGGAUUAGUAUGCAUUGGUUUACCGUGUCGGUAGGCGCCACAACAGAUGUCAUCUUUGGUUGAGUGCGAAUGCGACGUGAUGUCGCACAGCUACUGGGCGGGCGGGCGCCGCAGGUGAUCCCUUCGCGGCUGCCCGACGGCCAACUGGUGUUCCUGCUGCCACAGCCACUACGUGCAGCUGCGGCGGCGGCGGCGCAGCACCACCAGCUGGAGGGCGGCGGCGCGGCCGCGGCGGCGGCGGCUGCGGCCGGCGCGGCGGGCGUCGCCCUCGCCCGCCGCCUCAGGGCUCUGGACGCCACGCCCACGCCCCGCCCCGCCCGCGCCGCCCGCGGGCUCGCCCCCGCGCCGCCCCCGCCGCCCCAGCCCCAGCCGCCCCGCAGCCCAUGGAGAGCAGCCAUCGACUUCACCGUCGCCCGCUGCAAGAGUGUGGAGGCGCCCGAGGCGAGGCAGACGGCGACAUCGACGAGGAGGCGGGCGUCUGGAGCGGCCGCCUGCCCCCCGCCUGUCCUUGCUUCACGACCGCCCUCCAUCGGCCGAUGUCGCUCGGCGGCUCGGGCACCUCGGCGUUCGCGGCCUCUGCGCUUCCCAAGGCGCAAUUGUGCGUUAUGCGCCUUCCGGUCGCUUUCGGGACGCCACGCGGACGGCCAGCGGCGCCAGCCGGCCCGUACACACAGGCGACGCGCGGAUCCCAAACGGCGCGACGCCGCGUUAUUGACGAGGCGUUAA